Molecule: messenger RNA, 1383 nt
Organism: Cyprinus carpio (common carp)
Lineage: Eukaryota; Metazoa; Chordata; Actinopteri; Cypriniformes; Cyprinidae
Product: ankyrin repeat and MYND domain-containing protein 2-like
Exons: 9
Coding region: 1-1383 (460 amino acids)
Biological process (GO): regulation of smoothened signaling pathway
Molecular function (GO): protein binding
Source: RefSeq, a predicted model, not a curated record
AUGACGAGUCUGACCCCUGCAAGGAAAGGUGACCUGACAGCUGAAGAGAGAGUGAUGAUACAGACUGUUUUCUCAAAAGGUGAUGUGCAAGAGGCCACCCAGCUCCUCAGCAAUCCAAGCGUGCGCAUUAACUGUCUGGAUGAGUAUGGCAUGACCCCUCUCAUGCAUGCGGCCUAUAAGGGCAAAGCAGACAUGUGCAGACUGUUGCUGCAGCGCGGAGCUGAUGUCAACUGUAAUGAGCAUGAGUAUGGUUACACUGCUCUCAUGUUCGCUGGCCUCUCAGGUAAUGCUGAAAUUACAGAGAUGAUCUUAGAUGCCGGAGCAGAGACAGAUCUGGUCAACUCUGUAGGACGAACUGCUGCUCAGAUGGCUGCUUUUGUGGGUCAGCACGACUGUGUGACAGUGAUCAACAAUUUCUUUUCUCGUGCGAGGCUGGAAUAUUACACCAGACCCCAGGGUUCAGAGAGAGAACCUAAACUACCCCCCAAACUGGCAGGACCCCUACACAAAAUCAUCAUGACUACUAACCUCAAUCCUGUCAAGAUAGUGAUGCUAGUGAAGGAGGACCCCUUAUUGGUUGAUGUGGUGGCCCUGGAGAAGUGCUACCGUGUGAUGGAUCUGCUCUGUGAGCAGUGCGUGAAACAGCAGGACAUGAAUGAGGUUCAGGCCAUGAAGAUGCACUACAUCAGCUGCGUGCUGCAGAAGUGUCUGAUCUAUCUGCAGGAACGUGAUGAUAACCUGGAUGCCCUUUUGAAGAGGUGGCUUCAUCUUUAUGGUCCUUUCAUCUUAGAGAGUCUUGCAAAUGGCGUCACAAAAACAUAUAUUUUUCUUUUGCCCAAGCUUCUGAAAGGAAGAGAUGGUGAUGGCUUUCCUCAGUACCAGGAGAAAUUCAUCCGUGAUUGUAUCCAGAAGUUUCCCUAUUGUGAGGCAACCCUGCUGCAACAGCUGGUCCGAAUUAUAGCACCCGCAGAAAUUGGGAACGACCCCACAGCCUUCUCGGUUCUGACCCAGGCAUUGACGGGCCAGAUGGUGCUUAUGGACAUGGAGUACUGUGCUACAUGUGGAGAGAGGGGUGCUAACAAAAAGUGCUCCUUCUGUAAAAUGGUGGUCUACUGUGGGAAGACUUGUCAGAGGCUGCACUGGUUCACCCAUAAGAGGCAGUGCAAAACCCCUCUGCCACAGAGAGAUGCUCAACUCAACCGCCAACCCAAACUGAGAGAACUCUCUAGCAAUGCUGAUGACAGUGAUGUAGUGAACGCCACCAGCUCCAUGCUGGCUCUUUGUCUGGGGUUGUCAGAGUGUGCACUUCAACACAGUCCUUCUGAUGACUGCUGUGAAACCUCCGAGGCCUGUGAAGAUCCUCCUCGUGCUGGAAAGGACUGA